UACCGUGUCGGGAGCGCUGGCUCGGGGAGCCGGACCCUGGCGGGCUCGCCAUGGACCGCGACUUGCUGCGGCAGUCGCUGGGCUGCCACGGCCCGGCGCUGCUGGCGCUGCUGCGGAGCGAGCAGCAGGACAACCCACACUUCCGGAGCCUGCUGGGCACGGCAGCCGAGCCAGCCCGCGGCGCGGCGCCGCCACAGGGAACCGGCAGGAAAGAGAAGAGAGUUGACAACAUUGAAAUACAAAAAUUCAUCUCUAAAAAGGCGGAUCUGCUCUUUGCCCUGUCUUGGAAAUCAGAUGCGUCUGCGCCCUCUGAAGUGCAUGACGACAAUGACAAUCAUUAUGCGGUCAUGCCACCUUUGGAGCAAUUUAUGGAGAUCCCUAGCCUGGACCGGAGAGAGCUGUUUUUCCGAGACAUUGAACGUGGUGACAUAGUGAUUGGACGGAUUAGCUCUAUUCGAGAAUUUGGUUUUUUUAUGGUAUUGAUCUGUUUAGGAAGUGGCAUCAUGAGAGACAUAUCUCACUUAGAAAUCACAGCUCUUUGUCCCUUAAGAGAUGUGCCUUCUCACAGUAACCAUGGAGACCCUUUGUCAUACUACCAAACUGGUGACAUAAUUCGAGCUGGAAUCAAGGAUAUUGACAGAUACCAUGAAAAGCUUGCAGUCUCUCUAUAUAGCUCAUCUCUUCCACCACACCUGUCUGGCAUCAAACUAGGUGUGAUUACUUCUGAAGAGCUUCCUUUGUACUACAGGAGGAGUGUUGAACUAAACAGUAAUUCUUUGGAGUCCUAUGAAAAUAUCAUGCAGAGUUCUCUGGGAUUUGUUAAUCCAGGAGUAGUUGAAUUCCUUCUAGAGAAACUAGGAAUAGAUGAAUCUCAUCCACCAUCUUUAAUGAGAGGCCUACAAAGCAAAAAUUUCUCUGAAGAUGACUUUGCUUCGGCAUUAAGAAAGAAGCAAUCAGCAUCUUGGGCUUUAAAAUGUGUGAAGAUUGGGGUCGAUUAUUUUAAGGUUGGACGACAUGUGGAUGCUAUGAACGAGUACAAUAAAGCUCUAGAAAUAGACAAACAAAAUGUAGAAGCUCUGGUAGCUCGUGGAGCAUUAUAUGCAACAAAGGGAAGUCUGAACAAAGCAAUAGAAGAUUUUGAGCUAGCAUUAGAAAACUGCCCAACUCACAGGAAUGCAAGAAAAUAUCUCUGCCAAACACUUGUGGAAAGGGGAGGGCAGCUAGAAGAAGAAGAAAAGUUUUUAAAUGCUGAAAGUUACUAUAAGAAAGCUCUGGCUUUGGAUGAGACUUUUAAAGAUGCAGAGGAUGCCUUGCAGAAACUUCAUAAAUAUAUGCAGAAAUCUUUGGAAUUAAGAGAAAAACAAGCUGAAAAGGAAGAAAAGCAGAAAACAAAGAAAAUAGAAACAAGUGCAGAAAAGUUGCGUAAGCUCUUAAAAGAGGAGAAAAGGCUAAAGAAGAAAAGAAGAAAAUCAUCAUCUUCCUCUUCAAGUGUUUCUUCUGCUGAUGAGUCCAUUUCUUCCUCAUCUUCUUCCUCCUCUAGUCAUAAACGGCAUAAGAAAAGUAAGAGAAAUCGCUCAGAGUCUUCUCGCAGUUCAAAGAGGCAGUGGUCUAGGACAUCCUCAGGUCACACAGAUCAGAAUAGGAAAGAUGAUUGCUACCCAGUUCCAACGAACACUUCAGCAUCUUUCCUUAAUCAAAAACAAGAAGUGGAGAAACUGCUGGAAAAGCAGGAUAAGUUACAGUGUCCAAACACACAGGUAAAAGAGAGAGAGAGAUGUCUUCUCACAUCUUCAGUUGAAGUACCAGAUGAUUUGGGAGGUAGGCCAGAUUUUUACAAUAGCUAUAAAACCCAGGCAGGUAGUAGCAAAACGGAAAAGCCAUGUAAAUCAGAAAGACAAUUCUCCAGUAGGAAAAAUUCCUCGGAUUCAUUCUCUAGAAAUCCAGAGGACAAGAUGAAAGCAUCUAGUUACCGGAGAUUUGAAAAGGACACGGAGGGAAGAAAAGAGCACUCUAGGAGGUGGGAGCCAAGUUCUGUGAAGUACUCAGCUUCACCAGCAAGUUCGGACUACUCUUGGAAGUCACUUGAAAAACACAAAAAAUACACUUACUCUGGAUCACGUGAUGUUAGUAGGCACGAGCAAAGAUGCCAGUUAAAUACAAAUGAGGGAGAACGUGCACACGAAAAGGAGGACAGCUAUGGGGAGGGCAGCAAAACUGAGGCUCCAGAAGUGACACUAAAUAGCAAAGAGCAACCAGAAAGCAGAGUUAAGAAAAAUUUACCUCAAAAUUUACUCAAUAUAUUUAAUCAGAUAGCUGAAUUUGAGAAAGAAAAGGGAAAUAAACCAAAAAAAUGAUCUGCUAAGGAAAUUGUCACUAAAUUUUCAGAAGUUUGGGGAUGCUUUUGUCCUAAAACAGUUCUGAAGCUAGAAGUACUUACAGCCGAUUACAAGACGCUCAGUUUUGUUUCCGUUAUCAGCCCCU
Molecule: messenger RNA, 2481 nt
Organism: Acomys russatus (golden spiny mouse)
Lineage: Eukaryota; Metazoa; Chordata; Mammalia; Rodentia; Muridae
Gene: Ttc14
Product: tetratricopeptide repeat domain 14
Exons: 12
Coding region: 51-2354 (767 amino acids)
Molecular function (GO): protein binding; nucleic acid binding
Source: RefSeq, a predicted model, not a curated record